AUGGCAGACACCAAACCGACGCCGCCCGAGGCGGCCGCAGCCCCGAGUCCGACUCCCUCUACCACGACCACGACCACGACCACUGCCGCAAACCCCGCCGAAGGUUACAAGGCCGCGAAACCGAACCCCGUCUGGCAGAUGAUGGGUCUCCGUGGCCCGCCCAAGCGCCUCCCCUCGCGCAACUGGAUGAUCUUCCUCUCCCUGACGGGCGCCAUCUCCGCCGCCAUCAUCUACGACAAGCGUGAGAAGAACCGCGCAACCGCCCGUUGGGCCCGCGCCGUCGCGCCCCUCGCACAGGAGCCCCUCGCCCACCCGUCCCAGCUGCCGCGCAAGCUCACCGUCCUCCUCGAGGCGCCCCCCGGCGACGGCCUGCGCGUCGCCCAGGACCACUUCCUCGAGUACAUCAAGCCCAUCCUCGCCGCCUCCGGCCUCGACUGGGAGUUCGUCCAGGGCCGCCGCCAGGGCGACGUCCGCGCCGCCGUCGCCGAGAAGAUCCGCCGCCGCAGGAGCCGCGAGGAGAGGCCCGACGUCGAGCUGCUGCCCACCGAGGAGAACAUCCGCGACGCUCUGCGCCAGAAGAACGGCAUCCCCGAGUACGAAGGCCCCGGCGGCGACAUCGUCAUCGGAAGGCACACGUGGAAGGAGUACGUCCGCGGCCUGCACGAGGGCUGGCUCGGCCCCCUUGACCCGCCGCCCAAGCCCGAGGAGCCCUCGAAACCCGACGCCGCCGAGGGCACCGAAAAUACGACGGCGACACCUGCUACCGCUGCUCCUGGUGCUGCUUCUGGGACGGAGGAGGGCGCCGCGUCGGAAGAAAAGAAGAAGGAUGAAGAACCCCCCAAAGAGGAGAACAAGCCCGACCGCCCUCCCCAACCGGUCCCCUACAACACCACCCUCGACUACCCGACCUCCCACCUCCCCCUCCACAUCCCCGCCGAGUUCUCCCCCUCCGACGCCAUCCCCUUCCCGCACCUCCUCGGCUUCGCCGGUACCUUCACCCGCAUGCAGCGCUUCCUCAACCGCCGCCGCCUCGCCGACGACAUCGGCCGCCAGGUCGCCGCCGCCUGCUUCGCCGCCUCGCGCGAGUGGCGCGACGACGGCCCGUCGUCCCAGCAGCACCCGGAUCAGCCCUACGAGCAGCAACGCGCCCUCGAGCACGAGGAGGGCAACUGGGUCAAAAGCGUGUGGAAGGAGGCCGCCGAGGCGCCCGCCUCAGACGACGAGGAGGAGCGGACCAAGGAGCGCAUCUGGACGUCGCCCGUCGUCGUCGACCCGCGCAUCGCCUCGCGCAUGCGCCGCUUCGAGAUCCGCCCCGAGGACGAGGAGCGCGCGCGGCACAUCGUCGUGCCAGAAGAGGAGGUCGAGGGCUGGAUCAAGGGCAGCCUGAGGUCGCUGGGCCACUGGGGAUGGAAUGCCAUCAAGGGGGACAAGCGCAAGGGUCCCAACGUCGGCGAGAUUGAUGAGUGA
Messenger RNA from Colletotrichum higginsianum IMI 349063, 1467 nucleotides. RefSeq names its product Tim complex component tim54. Gene Ontology annotation, cellular component: membrane; cytoplasm; intracellular membrane-bounded organelle. Lineage: Eukaryota; Fungi; Ascomycota; Sordariomycetes; Glomerellales; Glomerellaceae. Bases 1 to 1467 code for a protein of 488 amino acids. The transcript has 2 exons. The record is from RefSeq and is a predicted model, not a curated record. Gene Ontology annotation, biological process: sphingosine biosynthetic process.